This is a messenger RNA of Durotheca rogersii, 3064 nucleotides long. RefSeq names its product glycoside hydrolase family 3 protein. Bases 241 to 2745 code for a protein of 834 amino acids. Gene Ontology annotation, biological process: glucan catabolic process. Gene Ontology annotation, molecular function: beta-glucosidase activity. The transcript is spliced from 2 exons. NCBI's taxonomy places the organism in Eukaryota, Fungi, Ascomycota, Sordariomycetes, Xylariales, Xylariaceae. The record is from RefSeq and is a predicted model, not a curated record.
GCCAAGAAAAGCGCCCGGAAGGGGCCCGGGGCCCGUACAAUAUUAAAGGAAGCAGUCUUCCCCCGGGUCGACGGACAAGCUUCUUCUCGCCUACUUCCCCUCUCUCUGCCUCGUAUCUGUUUCCCCCCAUCUUUCUUUUGUCCAUGUCCCUCUGGGUGCACAAAUAAGAGUAGCCAUCACAGUUCCCUCUUUUCCGUCUUAGAUAUUAUUCCAGCUUGGCUCGUCCCACCGUCAGUAACGAUGGCCGACAUUAACGUGGAAGAGGUGCUCAAGAAACUGUCGAUGAGCGAAAAGGUCGACCUCCUCGCGGGCAUUGACUUCUGGCACACAAAGGGCCUCCCCCAGCACGGUAUUCCUUCGCUACGCCUCACCGACGGGCCCAAUGGCGUUCGCGGCACUCGAUUCUUCCAAGGCGUCAAGGCGGCUUGCUUCCCGUGUGGAACGGCGUUGGGUGCUACUUUCAACCAGGAGCUUCUCGAGGAGGCGGGAAGAAAAAUGGGAGAGGAGGCCAAGGUCAAGGGAGCUCACGCGAUCUUGGGCCCUACCAUAAAUAUGCAGAGAAGUCCUCUUGGCGGCCGGGGGUUCGAAUCGCUCGGCGAAGAUCCGUUCCUGGCUGGACUGGGCGCUGCCGCACUGGUGAGAGGCAUCCAGUCGACUGGUGUCCAAGCUACUAUCAAGCAUUUCGUCUGCAACGAUCACGAACACAAGCGCAACGCCGUCCAAGCCAUCAUCACCGAGCGGGCGUUGCGCGAGAUAUACGCUCUGCCGUUUCAGCUGGCAGUGCGCGAUUCUAACCCCGGAUCAUUCAUGACAGCUUACAACGGCGUCAACGGCACGUACUGCAGCGAGAACCCCAAGCUCCUCGAUGAGAUAUUGCGAGGGGAAUGGGCCUGGAAUGGACUCGUCAUGAGCGAUUGGUAUGGCACCUACAGCACUAAAGAGGCUGCCCUAGCCGGUCUCGACCUUGAAAUGCCUGGCCCGCCACGGUAUAGGGGUGAGGCGCUCAAGUUCCACGUCGCGACCGACAAGGUUCGCACGCACAUCUUGGACCAGCGGGUCAGGGCGGUGUUAGAAUUUGUGAAGAAAUGCGCUGCCAGCGGUGUAAAAGAAAAUGCCCCCGAGGGCACGGCGGAUACCCCCGAGACAGCCGAGCUUCUCCGACGGUUAGGCAACGAGGGAAUCGUGCUGCUCAAGAACGAGAAGAGCGUCCUGCCCCUCAAGAAGGACAAGAAGACCGUCGUCAUCGGACCGAACGCCAAGGUUGCCACCUACCACGGUGGAGGAUCUGCCUCCUUGGCGGCCUACUAUGCCAUAACUCCCUUCGACGGUGUCAGUAGCAAGUUAUCCUCCCCACCAAGUUAUACGAUCGGCCAAUAUUCGCACAAGAUGCUCCCCCUCCUCGGCUAUUCGACGACGUCGGCCAAAGGAGUGCCGGGAAUGACCAUGAAAGUCUACACCGAGGGCCCCGAGGUCUCAAACAGGCAGAAGGUCGACGAGAUAGAGGUUUUCAAGACGGAAAUGAUGUUGGUUGAUUAUGAGAACCCUCACCUGAAAAGUCCCCUGUGGUAUGCGACACUCGAAGGUUCGCUGGUCGCCGACGAGGACGUAAAGUGGGAAUUCGGCCUCACCGUGUCCGGGACAGCCAAUUUCUAUAUAAAUGAUGAACUCAUCAUCGACAAUUCCACCAAACAGAGAAAUGGCGAUGCAUUUUUUGGUAGCGCCACAGCCGAAGAAAAGGGCUUCUAUCAGCUGAAGAAAGGGCAGACAUACAACUUUUUAGUCACUUUCGGAUCGAGCCCGACAUCGAAGCUCGGGGGCGACGCCGUGGUGCUCCACGGCGGUGCGCUGAGGAUAGGCGGAUGCAAGGUCAUCAACCCCAAGGCAGAAAUCGCCCGCGCGGUCGAGCUGGCUCGAGACGCCGAUCAGGUAAUCCUGUGCGCCGGUCUUAACGCCGAAUGGGAAACCGAAGGAAACGACCGCACUGAUAUGAAGCUUCCUCCUGGAUUAGACGACCUGAUCGCCGCCGUCGCUAAGGCGAACCCUGCCACGGCGGUAGUGAUUCAGUCGGGUACUCCGGUAGAAAUGCCCUGGAUCCAUGACGUGAAUGCGGUCGUCCAGGCCUGGUACGGCGGCAACGAGACGGGAAAUACGAUCGCGGAUAUCCUCUUCGGCGACGUGAAUCCCUCGGGAAAACUCAGCCUGAGUUUCCCGGUCCGCGUCCAGGACAACCCGGCAUACCUCAACUACCACACCGAGGGCGGCCGCGUUCUAUACGGAGAGGAUGUCUACAUCGGCUACCGCUACUACGAAUAUGCCGACCGCAACGUCCUGUUCCCGUUCGGACACGGCUUGAGCUACACGACCUUCGCCUUCUCGGACCUCUCCGUCGCCGACCAAGACGGAGAGCUGACAGUGUCGGUGGCAGUUACAAAUACGGGCAGCGUGAAAGGCGCCGAGGUGGCACAGGUUUACGUGGCGCCCAAGAAGAAGGCCGAGGUCAACCGGCCGGUCAAGGAGCUCAAGGGGUUCGCUAAGGUGGAGCUAGCGCCGGGCGAGGCCAAGACGGUGACCAUCAAGGUAGCGACCAAGUACGCAGCCAGCUACUGGGACGAGACGCGCGACCAGUGGCGUGCGGAGGCGGGCGAGUACGGGGUUAUCGUCAGCAACAGCAGCGACCCGAAGGCGGGCAAGGCCCUCGUGGGGUUGUUCACGGUGCCGGAGACAUAUUGGUGGUCUGGGCUGUAGGUAGGUAAUGAAUGUAGGUAUAGUUAGGUACGAGUUACGUGUCUGCCGCGUGUAUCAUGAGGCAGAGAAUACAGGAGGUAGUUUGUUUGCGGAAAGGGGGAAGAGCAACGAGUAUGAAGAGGCGAGGUUUAGAAUAGAAUCCUCCAUUCUUAUCAAGGCCGUAUCUAAGAUGCUUACCGCAUUCAGGGGCUCAGGGGCAUGCCAAAGAUGCGCUCCGCUCUUCUAUCGAUACCCCUUUCUCUAACCCCACCAUCUUUACGGUGCGGGGAAUGAACUCAAUAGUGCGAUACAUAGGUAUAAACACAUACAUGGCUUAAGU